CCAAUGGCCGCGUGGUAAAUACUAGUGGUGUUGUCAGGGGGGGGAUAGAGGUGGAGAGGUGAUCUCUAUGAGCCGCUCUGCUCCCGACCCGGGAACACGUUCACUGCUCACCCAUCGUAGAUCAGCCCCAAACCCGGCGGCAUCGAACCAGAAACCCUCAGGGUCCGAGGCAGUGAGACGGUCAGAACACGGAGGCGUUGCCGGCUGCGUCUGUCGCCCGACAUCCUUUCAGUACGGCUCAGGUCACUCCGCGGUCUUAGAGCGCAGAGGAGACAAUCCCGAGAGCCGGCAAAUAGGAUUAGUGUCGGGAGGAGGUCCAUCUGAAGCGCCAGCCGUCAUCCCCGCCCUGUGUCCCGGAGCGCCGCCCUGACCCGGAGCAUCACACCCAACGCCCCGCCCAACAAGAUCAUACCUCCGCCCGACAGGAGUCAUACCUCCGCCCGACAGGACUCAUACCUCCGCCCGACAGGAGUCAUACCUCCGCCCGCACCACCCUCUGCCUGCACCCGGCCAUGUGACCCAGUGAAGACGGACACUCUGAGGACAGACUGGGGGGCCAUGUGACCCGGUGAAGACGGACACUCUGAGGACAGACCGGGGGGCCAUGUGACCCAGUGAAGACGGACACUCUGAGGACAGACUGGGGGGCCAUGUGACCCAGUGAAGACGGACACUCUGAGGACAGACGGUGGAGGAGCUGAACAGCGUGAGGUUGAGUUUGGGGACGCGUGGAUCGUCCUAGAGGUUGAAGAUGGUGGUCUGCUGGACCCUUUGGACCGGGCUUCUAUUGGGUGGUCUUCACCUGCUGACAGAGGCCCGUGGUGGAGGCGGAGGUGGGGGCGUGGCCUGGGGGCGGUCUGUGGGGACCAGAACCCUCAGACCAGGGGGGGGGCUCUGGGCGGCGGGCCGCCGGGGGCCCGGGGCCCUGUCCCGCCGGAGGAGGGAGGCCCUGUUCCCCAGCGGGGUGAAGCUCUGCUCCCAGGAGACGCUGGAGACGGCGCUGAGGAACCACCUGGACUACUUCCACCUGAGAGUGUGUCAGGAGACGGUGUGGGAGGCCUACAAGAUCUUCUGGGACCGCCUCCCCAACCGGGAGGAGUACCAUGAUUGGCUGAGCCGUUGUUUGGACGGUUCUGUCAGCCUCAUUGAGAUUGGCCGGCAGUUCAGCCAAUCACAGGAGCACAUCCAGCUCAUCAGGACUAGGGUAGAGGUGGCUGCAUCGCUGAACAGCGUUCCUACAAGCUCCGCCCCCCCACUCUGCAGUACGGAGCCCCCAGCCCACGGCGACAUUACCUGGACAGAGGACGGGGUCGUGACCCCGGGAGGAGGACCCACCACGGCUGACCUCGGUGACCUCUCACCUGAGCCCCCCGUCGUCACGGCGACGCCGGGCGGUGACGUCACCAGCGCCUCCCGGCAGGACGUCCCCGGAGCUCCAGGGACGUCCCCCGACCCCCCGGCCGGGCCCCCCACGGCGCACCCAGGAGAGGAAGACCACGAGGGGGUCCCCUCAGACCCCUCGGACCACCUCAGGACGGGUGGAGAUGCGGCGGAGGCAGCAGUCGUCAUCACCGCCAAAGAGGAGCCCGCGGAACCUGGGGAGGACCCUUCUCCCGGGGCCCCGGUGGGGCUCUGGGAUCCCGCCCAACAGGAACCUCCUCCUGACGAGGUCCAGGUCCAGACCCCCAGCGCCUCCUCAGACCAGCACUCCUCUCAGGGUCCUGGACACGGCCCCCACACACCGCCCACCCACCUCACCUCCACCUCCUCCACGGACGUCACCUCCACCACCUCCCUAGACGUCACCUCCACCACCUCCCUAGACGUCACCUCCACCACCUCCCUAGACGUCACCUCCCUAGACGUCACCUCCCUAGACGUCACCUCCACCACCUCCCUAGACGUCACCUCCCUGGACGUCACCUCCCUAGACGUCAACUCCACCACCUCCCUAGACGUCACCUCCCUAGACGUCACCUCCCUAGACGUCACCUCCCUAGAUGUCACCUCCACCACCUCCCUAGACGUCACCUCCCUGGACGUCACCUCCCUAGACGUCACCUCCACCACCUCCCUAGACGUCACCUACCUAGACGUCACCUCCCUAGACGUCACCUCCACCACCUCCACAGACGUCACAGACGUCACCUCCCUGGACGUCACCUCCACCACCUCCCUGGACGUCACCUCCACCACCUCCCUAGACGUCACCUCCACCACCUCCCUAGACUUCACCUCCCUAGACGUCACCUCCCUAGACGUCACCUCCACAGACGUCACCUCCCUAGACGUCACCUCCACAGACGUCACCUCCCUAGACGUCACCUCCACCACCUCCCUAGACGUCACCUCCCUAGACGUCACCUCCACAGACGUCACCUCCACAGACGUCACCUCCCUAGACGUCACCACCCUAGACGUCACCUCCCUAGACGUCACCUCCACAGACGUCACCUCCCUAGACGUCACCUCCACAGAUGUCACCUCCCUAGACGUCACCUCCACAGACGUCACCUCCCUAGACGUCACCUCCACCGCCUCCACAGACGUCACCUCCCUAGACGUCACCUCCCUAGACGUCACCUCCACAGACGUCACCUCCACAGACGUCACCUCCACAGACGUCACCUCCCUAGACGUCGCCUCCACAGACGUCACCUCCCUAGACGUCACCUCCACAGACGUCACCUCCCUAGACGUCACCUCCACCACCUCCCUAGACGUCGCCUCCCUAGACGUCACCUCCAAAGACGUCACCUCCACCAUCUCCCUAGACGUCACCUCCCUAGACGUCACCUCCAAAGAUGUCACCUCCACCACCUCCCUAGACGUCACCUCCCAAGACGUCACCUCCAAAGACGUCACCUCCACCACCUCCCUAGACGUCACCUCACUAGACGUCACAUCCACAGACGUCACCUCCACCACCUCCCUAGACGUCACCUCCACCACCUCCACAGACGUCACCUCCACAGACGUCACGACCCUUGAGGUCACGACCCUUGGGGUCACGACGGUAGAGGUCACGACCCCAGAGGUCACCCCCAGGUACAUUGUAGAGUACAACAACGGGAACUUCCCGGAACCUACGAUGGAACCACAGGAAGAGAACCAGGACCUCCUGGGGAACAACGUCUUCGGCCUGGAGGAGGAGCUGCAGAACACGAUCGGGAACGAGAUGGGGGCCAGCCGGCCGCGGCCCCCCCGGCCCCUGAAGGAGCAGGUGGUGGAGCUCUACGUCAGGCUGAGGGGAGAGACCUUCACCAACGCCCUCAGGGACCCCAGCAGCUCCCAGCACCUCCUGCUCUCCAGACGGUUCACACGCAAGGUCCGUGACGUCUUCGACCAGGUGCCUGGCUUCAAGAGCGUCUCUGUAGUGGAGUUCAGACCUCAGAAAGAUCUGGAGAGGGGUCUGGUGGUCCUUGUCCACUACGCCGUCACCCUGGAGGUGGACAGCGGGGGGGUCAGCAGCCACACCCUGGACUCCGUCACCCAGCUGAACGCGGGGGUGGAGCUCUCGUACCGGGCGGAGCAGCCCACCGUGGUCUACACCAUCACCGACUACAGGAACUACAUCACCGAGGCUCUGCACCGGGACCCCCUCCCCCGCACCGCCCCCCAGCCCGACGCCACCACCCCGCACCACGUGGAGAACGUCCUGCCGUCCUCCGAGCCCGCCGGGGCCUGGGGGGGCGCCCCCGGCCUGAUGGAAAACGUCCUGGCGGCGGAGAGGCCUCCGGACGCCCCACCACAGGAAGUGGGCGGCGCCACGUCACAGGAAGUGGGUGGCGCCACGUCACAAGAAGUGGGCGGCGCCGCGUCACAGGAAGUGGGUGGCGCUGAGGGCGUCCUCACGAAGGACAACUUCCUGUUGGCGACCUUUGACCCCUGGAAAGGGAAACACUCCGAUGUGGCGAGCAGUGAAAACGAUGUGCUCCUAUUGGACGAGAGCACAGCCACUCCCCCUGUCCCUGAUUGGACAGAUGACCUCGGAGCAGAUGCUGGAGGCCUGGACGAUGAGGGCUUCCUCUUCAGCAGCCUCCCGGCCCCGGUCAGUGGGGUUGACGCCCCGAGCCCCCCCGCCCCGAGGCCCUCGGCUGGGCCCUCGGGGGCCCUGGAGGAGGGGGCCUCUGGAGGCUCCUCGGGGGACGGGGCGGGCAGCGGCCUGGAGGCCUGGACCCCCCCGCUGGACUCCAGGGGGGGGGCCUUCUACGAGGGCCUCCCCCCCCCGGACCUGGAGGAGGAGGCCCCAGAGGAGGGCCCCGACGGCACCACCGGGGCCCCCCAGGGCCCGGUGGUGAUCACCCAGGACCUCGGCUCAGACCCGCGCUACACCAGCACCCCCAGCCCCCCCGAGCUGUGGACCACGGCCCAGCGGCCCAGAGAGAUGCUGGGCCGGACCCCCGGGGCCUCGGGACUCCCCCAAGACCUCUCCUUCAUGGAGCCCUUCUCCCCCAACGGAGCGCAUUCUCUAGAACCUUCUGGUCCUUCUACAGAACCUCCUCCCUAUUCUCUAGAACCUCCUGCUCCUUCUACAGAACCUUCUGCUCCUUCUCUAGAACCUUCUGCUCCUUCUACAGAACCUCCUCCCUAUUCUCUAGAACCUUCUGCUCCUUCUACAGAACCUCCUCCCUAUUCUCUAGAACCUUCUGCUCCUUCUAUAGAACCUCCUCCCUUCUCUCUAGAACCUUCUGCUCCUUCUAUAGAACCUUCUACUCCUUCUACAGAACCUUCUGCUCCUUCUACAGAACCUUAUGCUCCUUCUACAGAACCUUCUGCUCCUUCUCUAGAACCUUCUGCUCCUUCUCUAGAACCUUCUGCUCCUUCUACAGAACCUUCUGCUCCUUCUCUAGAACCUUCUGCUCCUUCUACAGAACCCUCUACUCCUUCUCUAGAACCUUCUGCUCCUUCUACAGAACCCUCUACUCCUUCUCUAGAACCUUCUGCUCCUUCUACAGAACCUUCUACUCCAGACCCGGCCUCUGCUCCAGACCCGGCCUCCUCCUCCGGUCCUCAGCCUCAGAACAUCCGAGUGGAUGGUUCUGAAGAGGAGGUUCCCCCAGACCCCAGGGAGGUUGUGGUUGGUCCAGACCGCCCCCUCAGUGAGGGACCACCCAGCGCCGCCCCACAGCCUCCUCUGCUGACUCAGCAUGACCCUGAGGUUCUGUCCACGGAGGGGCUGGAGCCAGGGGCGGCGGUGGAACCACAGGGGGAGGGGGAACCAGAGGUGGAGGGGGAACCAGAGGUGGAGGGGGAACCAGAGGGGGAGGGGGAACCAGAGGUGGAGGGGGAACCAGAGGUGGAGGGGGAACCAGAGGUGGAGGUAGAACCCGUCCUGCUGCAGCCAGAAGGGGACCAUCAGGGGGGGGACUUUGGGGUUCUGGCGGAGCACCGUGUGGGCGGGGCCCAACCGGUGGCGCCCACGCGACCCCCGGCCGACCUGUCCCCGGAGGACCUGGUCGAGGACGAGGUCAUGCUGGUUACCAUGACGACUGCUACGACCGCACCGGUCGCCAAGGUGACCGCCGAGCAGAGCAUCUCCCUGUCCCCCGAGAUGGACUCCCCGUUCACGCGCGUGUCGGACGCGGCGCCGGACGACGAGGGGAACCUCCGAGAGCCUCCUCGCCAUGACGACCGCCUCGACGACCGCGUCCAAGAGUCUCCUCCCCGCGACGACCAGGUCCCAGAGUCUCGUCUCCACGACGACCAGCUCCCAGAGCCUCGUCAUCAUGACGACAUGACGUCCCACUCCGGCUGGGCUGAGAACAACCAGACCGAGGGCGUGUCCACGGCGACGCCCGGCCCAGGGGUCCAGGGGGUCCGACCCUCUGCCGGGGCCCCCCCCUCAGGGCCCGUGGGGGACCUGACCUUUGACCCGACCCGGCCCCUGGACGGAGAGGGCAGCGGGCUCCCGGAGGAGCCCGGGGCGGCGCAGCAGGCGGUGGCCCGGCCCACGGCCCCGGGCAGGGCUCUGUCGGUGUUCUUCAGCCUCAGGGUCACCAACAUGAGGUUCUCCACGGACCUGUUCAACAAGAGCUCUGCGGAGUACCGGGACCUGGAGCAGCGCUUCCUCCACCUGCUGGUGCCGUACCUGCAGUCCAACCUCAGCAACUUCCAGAACCUGGAGAUCCUGAACUUCCAGAACGGCAGCGUGGUGGUGAACAGCCGGCUGCGCUUCGGGGGGCCGGUGCCGCGGGCCGUGGCCACCGUGGUGCACCUCAUCCUGGACGACUUCGCCGCCACCGCCUACCACACCAUGGACCUGACCAUCGACAGGACCUCGCUGGACGUGGAGACGGGGGACCGGGCGGACCCCUGUAAGUUCCAGCCCUGUAACGCGUUCUCGCGCUGCGCGGUGAACCCGGGCUCCGGGGAGGCGGAGUGCGUGUGCAGCGCGGGGUUCCACAGCGUGGGGGGCCUGCCCUGCAGCAGUGUCUGCCAGGCCAAGCCCCCCUACUGCCUCAACGACGGCCGCUGCGACCUCGUCCCCGGGAGGGGGGCCGUCUGCAGGUGUCCCGUGGGGGACCGCUGGUGGUACCGCGGGCGGCGCUGUGAGGAGCUUGUGUCGGAGCCGCUGGCGGUCGCCAUGGCGAUGGGCGCGGUGCUGGGGGUCCUGCUGCUGGCGGCGGGGGGGCUGUACCUCCUGGCCCGCGCGCUGAGGGACCAGUACCCCCCCCAGGACUCUGAGGACCCCCGACGACAGGGCGACAGGGCCUCAUCAACGGAGGGCUCCAGUGGGUACCGGAGCGAGCCCGUCUCAGCCCAGUACUACCGUCGCUAUGACGACCACCUGCCCCACUACUGCACCGACGGGCCGGAACCCAGGGGCCCCCCAGACCCCACGGGGCCCCCAGACCCCACCCAUAAGAACACCACCAACACCAGCCUCACUGCACAGGUUUCUGGGCAGCAGACGGAGCUCCUCCACCUAACCCCACCGGCCCCCGCUGUUUCUCUGAGCUCAAACUCCCUGGACCCGCCCUCUCUGCCGAGGAAGGGGAGGAGUCUCAUGUUGCCGUGGUGAUAUCAGCGGACAGGAGAGGAAACCAAAGGGGCUACAUUUUUAUACAGACACUUUUCGUGCUCUACGACUUCGUAGAACGUGAACUACGCACUGCCAGGCUCACAGCGAUCGGACGUUCUCUGGUCAGCUACUAAACACUACAGUAGGGCUAUCUUCCUGCACUGGUCUGUUGGUCUGAGACGGUCUCUGGUCAGCUACUAAACACUACAGUAGGCCUAGGUUCCUACACUGGUCUGUUGGUCUGAGACGUUCUCUGGUCAGCUACUAAACACUACAGUAGGGCUAGCUUCCUGCGCUGGUCUGUUGGUCUGAGACGUUCUCUGGUCAGCUACUAAACACUACAGUAGGGCUAGCUUCCUACACUGGUCUGUUGGUCUGAGACGUUCUCUGGUCAGCUACUAAACACUACAGUAGGGAUAGGUUCCUACACUGGUCUGUUGGUCUGUGACGUUCUCUGGUCAGCUACUAAACACUACAGUAGGGCUAGCUUCCUACGCUGGUCUGUUGGUCUGAGACGUUCUCUGGUCAGCUACUAAACACUACAGUAGGGCUAGGUUCCUGCACUGGUCUGUUGGUCUGUGACGCUCUCUGGUCAGCUACUAAACACUACAGUAGGGCUAGGUUCCUACACUGGUCUGUUGGUCUGAGACGUUCUCUGGUCAGCUACUAAACACUACAGUAGGGCUAGGUUCCUACGCUGGUCUGUCGGUCUGUGACGAUCGGACAGCCAUGAGGCAACGCCCAGUGCCUUCGGUGUUCUUACAGGAGUUGUCGCUUCACAGCCACCUCUCCGACCAAUCAGAGGAACCGGAUACACCGGCCCAUACCCCGUGUCGGUUCUGGUUGGCUGUACGAUGUUUCAUACGAUUUCAUUGCCCUGUACGAUGAUUAAUGUCUUUUUGUUCGGAUGUACGAUGUUUAAUGUCUUUUUUUUUUUCCGGGUUAUGUUGAAUAUGUUUUUGCUCUAGGAUCUGUUCUUCAGCUCUAAAAGGUUUAAUGCUAAAUGUUAAUGUAGUGUAGCACCGUAAUAUUGCUCUAUAUGUUCUAUUGUUGCCGUAGUUACCAUGGAUUCACACUUAUCCACAAUGGGAUAUGUCGUCUGUAAUAAGUUAUGGUACUUCAACAGGGGGAUUCAUGAAUCCUAUUUCAGCAUUUGUUUGGAGACAUAAGGUUAGCUGGUGGCUAGCAAAUACUAGCCUAUCCACUUAUACAAGUGAUCCACAAAUACCAGCGAACGCUCGGAUCAGAAAGGCUUGAGAGGAGGAAGACGAUGGGGGUGAUGAUGGUGUAAAGCUUCAGUUUGUGUAUAGUUGUGAUGUGAUUAAAUAUGUUAUUAUUUACAGCCGAUGGUACAGUCAUGUUAUUCGACACCUACACUGUUCUCCGGGCCUGCCUCAUUUUCGUAUAUUGUAUUGUUUUGCUUCCUGGUUUGGAAGCAAACAAAGCUGGGAGUUUUGUGCGGAAGUAAAGAUACCCGAGUCCUCCGGUUUCAUGUCUUAGCCUACAAACUUCUUAGGGGCGUUUUCUGAACACUCUUAUUUCGGAAGAAUGGACGGUUUGCGCAAAAACAUGUCAGAGCUUCAGAACCUCGGAGCUGUUUUGAAGGCAGCAUUACAUCACGUUCUGGUUCUUUGUAUUUUCUUACUUCCUGCUUGUGUGAUGUCAUUUCCUGGUUGUUUGUGAUAUCACUUCCUGGUUCUUUGUAUUUUCCUACUUCCUGGUUGUGUGUGAUGUCACUUCCUGGUCCUGUGUUCUUUCUUCUUGGUUGUGUUGUGUAUGUGUUGGGUGCUAGUGGGAUUCACGUGAGGCAGAGGAAGUGUUUCCUAAAAUAAAAUAUAUCUUUGACUUAA
Molecule: messenger RNA, 8874 nt
Organism: Gadus morhua (Atlantic cod)
Lineage: Eukaryota; Metazoa; Chordata; Actinopteri; Gadiformes; Gadidae
Product: interphotoreceptor matrix proteoglycan 2
Exons: 22
Coding region: 752-7024 (2090 amino acids)
Biological process (GO): visual perception
Molecular function (GO): heparin binding; hyaluronic acid binding
Source: RefSeq, a predicted model, not a curated record